This is a messenger RNA of Gymnogyps californianus (California condor), 7005 nucleotides long. It is a transcript of the gene CASKIN2, whose product is annotated as CASK interacting protein 2. The coding region runs from base 1113 to 5393 and encodes 1426 amino acids. Gene Ontology annotation, molecular function: protein binding. Lineage: Eukaryota; Metazoa; Chordata; Aves; Accipitriformes; Cathartidae. The transcript is spliced from 20 exons. The record is from RefSeq and is a predicted model, not a curated record.
GUGCAUCUCCAGUGGAGCAGCUGUGUGUGGCAGGAAACCUAAAAAGCAGCUGAUGGGGAUUGUCCUGGGCUCCCUGCAGUGACCUUUUGUGAUAAGGUUGUGAGAAGGUGGACAGCUGCUCUUGGAGCUAAAAUAACGGUCAUUGAGCUGAGCGGUGGCAAAACUGGGCUUUGUGAGUGAAUGGUCUGUUCAGGAGGUCCUGUGAGCUGAAAUAAGGAUGGAUGCGGGACUGUGAGCCCAGAGGCUGCCAGGGAGGAAAAGUACGGGUGUGCGGCACCAGGGAGCAGAGCAGGAUCCAGCCCUGGUUGUCUGGAUGUUGUCUGCAGCCAUCGAGCAGCCAUGGAGGAGGUUGAUGGUGGAGGCCAAGGCUGCUCCUCACUAUCCUGUGGGACACUGCCCUCACCCCAAGGGGAAAUGGGCUUGACUUGACUGGAGAGACACAACACUGAAUGCAUCAGCGCUGUGCACCGGGACCGUGGGCUCUCAGAGCGGGUCCCAGGCUGCCGUGCCGGGGCUCGGCCGUGUGCAGGGCUCCCCAGUGUGGCUACAGCGCUGUCGCCAAGAGGAAUGCCGAAACGAAGGGGCUAAUGAGCACCAGAGAGGGAGGAUCUAUAACUUCCAGAUGGUGAAGAGCCCGUAAUCCCUUUGGGAAGAAUUAGGGACUCAUCGGCGCAGCAGAGCCUGGCAAGGGGAGCAAAGCACGACACCUCCGGCUCUGGGAGUGCUGCGAGAGGCCGAGGGCAUCCCGAUGCCGACUGUGCCGGCUGCCCUGCCCCGAGCUGCCUGGCUUUGUCUUGCAGAGCCCUGGUGCUGCCGGGAGCCCGUCCCUGAGUGCUGAACUAUUUCUCAUUUUAAUUGAUCGCAUGUUCUCCAACCAAACCCCAUCUGGGUCCUGCUCCUCCCGACACAGAAAGAGACUUCUGCCCUCAACAGAAAGACUUCUUGCUUCUGGUUUUUAUGUCCCGUGGGAUUGUAAAGCAUCUUUCUUGGUGGAUUUCAUCUCCCAUCAAAGCGUGUUUUGAGGAAUUAGGGGCUUAUUCCCAUGGCUUUGUAAACCGCUGGGAUCUAAGAGUCUCUGCCUUCCACGCCGCUGCCGCUCCCACCUGUCUGCAAUGGGGCGAGAGCAGGAGCUGAUCCAGGCCGUGAAGAACGGGGACGUACCCGGCGUGCAGAAACUGGUGGCCAAGAUCAAGGCGUCCAAGAGCAAGCUCCUGGGAUCUGCCAAGCGCCUGAACGUGAACUACCAGGAUGCAGACGGGUUCUCGGCGCUGCACCACGCAGCCCUGGGCGGCAGCCUGGACCUCAUCUCGCUGCUGCUGGAGGCACAGGCCACCGUCGACAUCAAGGACAGCAACGGGAUGCGCCCCCUGCACUAUGCGGCCUGGCAGGGGCGCGUGGAGCCGGUGCGGGUGCUGCUGCGUGCCGCCGCCUCUGUCAACAUGGCCUCGCUGGAUGGGCAGAUCCCGCUGCACCUCUCGGCGCAGUACGGCCACUACGAGGUGUCAGAGAUGCUGCUCCAGCACCAGUCCAACCCCUGCCUCAUCAACAAGGCAAAGAAAACCCCCCUGGACCUGGCCUGCGAGUUCGGGCGGCUGAAGGUGGCCCAGCUGCUGCUGAACAGCCAUCUGUGCGUCGCCCUCCUGGAGGGUCAGUCCAAGGAUGCCACCGACCCCAACUACACCACCCCGCUGCACCUGGCAGCCAAGAACGGGCACAAGGAGAUCAUCAGGCAGCUGCUGAAGGCCGGGAUCGAGAUCAACAAGCAGACGAAGACGGGCACAGCCCUGCACGAGGCCGCGCUCUAUGGCAAAACGGAGGUGGUGCGGUUGCUGCUGGAGGGCGGCGUUGACGUGAACAUCAGGAACACCUACAACCAGACGGCGCUGGAUAUCGUGAACCAGUUCACCACCUCACAUGCCAGUAAGGACAUCAAGCAGCUGCUGAGAGAGGCAUCAGGAAUCCUGAAGGUGCGAGCUUUAAAGGAUUUUUGGAACCUCCACGACCCAACUGCUCUCAACGUCCGGGCAGGAGACGUCAUCACGGUCCUGGAGCAGCAUCCGGACGGGCGAUGGAAGGGGCACAUCCACGAUGCUCAGAAAGGCACCGAUCGGGUCGGGUACUUCCCCCCCUCCAUCGCUGAAGUCAUCAGCAAGCGAACAGCAGGAGACAGGAACAGUGUGGGCAGCGAGGGCAGCAUCGGCAGCAUCCGCAGUGCUGGCAGCGGCCAGAGCACCGAGGGCACCAACGGGCAGAGCACCAGCAUCCUCAUCGAGAACGCCAGGCCACUGCCCUCCGCCAGCGACGACCUCCAGCAACACCUUUUGGGAUCAGAGCCACGCAAUGGGCAGUUGACCUCUACGGCAGGGCCACAGAGCCACCAGACCCCAGGCAGUUGCCCCCCUGGAGACAGGGUCUUCUCCCACCAGUUCUUGCGGCCUGAGCAGCUCCUCGAGGGGAAGGACGCAGAAGCCAUUUACAACUGGCUGAGUGAGUUCCAGCUGGAGUCGUACACCGCCAACUUCCUCAACGCCGGCUACGACGUCCCCACCAUCAGCCGCAUGACCCCAGAGGAUCUGACAGCCAUUGGCGUGACCAAGCCGGGCCACAGGAAAAAGAUCUCCACCGAGAUUGGGCAGCUCAGCAUCACCGAGUGGCUGCCCAACUACAUCCCGGCUGACCUGAUGGACUGGCUCAGUGCCAUCGGGUUGCCCCAGUACCACAAAAAGCUGGUGAACAAUGGCUACGACUCCAUCACCAUCGUGACAGACCUGACGUGGGAGGAUCUGCAAGAGAUAGGCAUCAACAAGCUGGGCCACCAGAAGAAGAUCAUGUUAGCCGUCAAGAAGCUCAGAGACCUCCGCAAAAGCCUCAACCAAGCAGAAGCAACUCUGGCAAGACGCAAAGUCCCCGGUGCCCUGGACAUUGUCACCAUUGAGUCACUGGAGAACGGGGAGUGCCAGUCCCCACACACCCCCAAAAUGACAACCUUCCAGGACAGUGAGCUCAGCUACGAGCUCCAGACGGCCAUGUCCAACAGCUGCCACGAGACGCUCGGCAUCAAGAGCAGCCAGGGGAUGUCACGGAGCCAGGAGAGCAUUGGGGUGCGGUCCCGGGGCUCGGGGCACUCACAGGACAACGUGCUGUCCCAGCACCUCUCCAGUCCCUCGCAGGAGAGCCUGGGCAGCGGGGAGAGCAGCAGCAGCAGCGGGCAGUCCUGCGCGCCGCCCCGCAGCAAGGAGAGCCCGGCCAGCCUGCCAGGACGGCCCAGUCCCGAGCCCUGCGGGAAGCUCGUCUCCCCCGAGGGGUUGAACGGCUAUGCCAACGGCAGCGGGGGCAGCCCUCUCAAGGAGAGGAACCUGCCUGAAGGCACGGAUCAGUACGCCCGGCCUGUGGCUCAGAAAGGUGCCGGGACACCGGCGGUCACCCCCUGUACUCCUCCCCAGACGCCCAGCAAGGCAACGGCCCCAUACGUCUUCAUGUACCCGCAUGUCUCCUUGAAAUCCCCGACGGUCCCCUCCCUCCUGGGAGCGGAGCAGCCCAAGACCCUGGCGCACCCUUACCCCUCCAUCUCCUCCGGACAGAAGAGCAGCCUGCAGACGUCGGCCCAAAAAGCCUUCUCCUACCUGCACAGCCAGUGCGGCCCUGCGGAGCCGCCCGCCGUGCCGCCGACGGCUGGGGCAGCCCUGGGCACCUGGCAGGCCGGGGAGCAGCACAAUGCGGGCGAAGGCUUCAAGUACAAGAAGCGGUCGCACAGCCUGAACCGCUACGCGCUGUCAGAUGGGGAGCAUGAGGAAGAGGAGGGGGCGCCCACCAGCACCCUGGGCUCCUACGCCACCCUGACGCGGCGGCCGGGCCGCAGCCAGAUGCCGCGGGCCUGUCUGCAGACGGAUGCCAAGGUGACCCGCAGCCAGUCCUUCGCCAUCCGGGCCAAGCGCAAGGGCCCUCCGCCGCCACCUCCCAAGCGCCUCAGCUCCGUCUCCAGUGCCCUCGCUGCCGAGGCAGAUGGUGAGCAGCCCCCUGACCCCGAGCGGCAGCCUGCAGCCCUCCAGGACGUGACCAACGCGGGUGCCAGCCCGGGUGAUGCCGGCCGCGGCAGGACAGUGAAGAGCCUGGCAGCUGCACUGGAGGGGACACCGGGGGCAAGUCCGCCCAAGCCCCUUCUGGCUCCGAAACCGCUGGCUCAGGACUGUCUCCCCAGGGCAAAUGUGGAUGAUGAGUCCUACAAUGGUGGUGACACCAGCAGUGCCACGCUUUCUGACGCCGGCAGGGACCCCUUUGAGAGCAGCAAGCCACGGAGACGGACAUUCAGCGAGCCCAGUGCUCCCAUGACGGAGGUGGCUGCGCAGGACCAGCGGGAGGACGCCUGCUCGGACACGGAGGAGGAGGCCAAGCCAGGGGUCUCCUCCUCAUCCUCCCAGAACAGCUCCAGCGAGUGCAUCCCCUUUGCAGAAGAAGGCAACUUAACCAUCAAACAGCGGCCAAAGCCCACCGGGCACCCCAAGGCCGACACAGCCGUGCCGGACACAGAGCCCGGUUCCCAGCCGGCAGAGCCCCCCUGCUCCGCCGGGAAGGAGCUGGCGGUGCCCGCUGCUGCCAAGGAGCCGCCCGUGCUGGAGUUCAACCUCACCGAGUCGGACACGGUGAAGCGCCGGCCCCGCUUCAGGGAGCGGGAGCCGCUGCAGGCAGUGCUGAAGGCGUUCAGCGUGGCGGGGCAGGCUGAGGCGGGGGCCAGCCCUGCGCCUCAGUAUGCCCAGGCCCAAGCAGUGAGCAUCGCGGGCCCCGCCGUGCCGGCACCAGCGCCACAGGCCGGGCUGGUUGGGGAUGCCUUUGACGACGACAGCGUGGAGUUCAGGAUUGCUGAGAUAGAGAAAAGCAUCUUGUCGCUGGAGAAGGGGAUCAAGAAGGCACCGAGCCCCACCAAAACCCCCAGCCCCGCGGAGCUGCUCGGCACCGCCGUGGUGAGGACGCCCACUCCAGAUGUCCCCGCCAAGCACACCUCUGUGGCGUCCACCAAGCUAGUCUUCUCCGGGCCCAAGACCAUCUACCAGCAGGUCCUGCAGCCCUCCCGCCACACUGUUGCUUCCUGGGCGGCCGCCGAAGCGGUGCCAGAUGUGAUCGGGUCCCUGGCCGGUCCCGGCUCGUUGACGCUGGAGGCAGGCAGCAAGGUGUCGGCGAAGCCUUUGGCAGCUGCCCCGGGGGCCGCCCUGGCCCAGCAGCGGCUGGAGCAGACCAACUCCACCCUGGCCGCCGCGUUGCAGGCGGCCGAGAAGAAGAUCACGGUGGAGGAGGCAGAGAGCCACCCCGGGGCCGUGCACUCCACCAAGAACAUCCUGGAAGACAUCAGCAACAUGUUCGACGACCUGGCCGACCAGCUAGACGCGAUGCUGGACUGAGGCUUGCUCCCUCCUUUCCCUCCCUGCCUCCGGCUUCUCCGCCAGUGCCCCUCGUGACAGGGGGAGAGCGGAUCUGGCACCAAGCGGUGCCUCCAGGUCUCUCCAGCCGCCUCCCUCCCCACACUUUGCACUGCGGCUAGGAAUGCAGCUGCCCCUCCUUGCUCGCCCCUGGCUCCGUAUCACACGUGCCAGCGCGGCUGCGGGCUGGUUUCCGAGGGGGUCAGGCAUUUCCCACCAGACUGGCAGGAGGAGGAGAGCCCAGAGGGGCUGCACAUGCUGUCCUGGAGGCCACGGAGAAGCCCUCGCUCCCUUGCACAGAGCCGAGGAGCCUCCACAAGGGACCUUUCUCUUUCCCCGCUGCAUUGCUGAGUCCUGCCUCUUAUUAUUUAUCCCCCGCCAACAAUGUGUCAAAGGAGAGACCUCCCCAGGCAGCCGCCACCGAGCUGGCUAUUUACUGAGCAGAUCCCAGACCCAGCAAGGCCUGACAGCAGCUAAGAGAAGACAGGGCUUGUCGCAAUUUGGCAGCUCGUGGAGCGAGAAGGAACCUUUCUGCUUUAUUUGUUGCUUUUCCAAACGCGUCAGCGUCAGGCAGCGUGUAAUCCAAGUGGAUCAAAAUCCCUCCGGUGGGACCCCCAAACCCCUCGAGACAGGGCUGGCACGGCCUGCAAAGCAGCGGAUGCUCCACCACGGCCCUGCCGGACGUGGAGGUCUCCCUGCCCCUUCCCCAGAGUGACGAGGAUGGUGAUGGCAGCGCCGAAGGGCUGUGCAUUUGUGCCAGUCCAGCUGGAUCGUGCUGCUAAAUGGAGGCUGCCCUCUGCCGACACUGUGCCUACGCAAACCGCCACCCCGGUGCUUCCAGGGUGAAGUAGCAGCGUGGUCAGUGCUUUUUUUUCUGUUUUUUUUCCUCCCCUAUCCCUUUUUGGGGGAGAAAAUGGUCCCUUUUCCCACUCCCCCUCCCUGCGGGGAGCUGCUGGCACAAACUCCGCUGUGAGCGUUGUUAAACAGUAGCAGCUUUUGGGACUCCGGGAGAUGCUUCCUUGCAGCACUAAAACCCAGCGGGAGAGGUGACCCCGCGUGCACUGGGUGAAUUCAGCUCGGCAACAGCUACUGUGCGUACAGGCUGGAUGUGGUCACAGCCCCGUGGCUGCAGCAGGGGAACAGCAGCGAUAGCUCAUUGCAUCCAAGCGGUAGGAACGGCUGCAUAGCUUGAAGACAGAUUUCUCUAGCAGGAUCUGUUUAGUAGUGCAUGUCUAAAUAUGUCCAAGAGCCCCGAACUUGGCUUGCGCUCGGCAUGCCAAGGAAAUGAAAGCAUCAGAGCACCAGAAGGGAUCCUAAGAUUGUACUAAAGUGCCAUUUGCUACAGAAAUUCCAAACAAAGGGGGAAAAAAAAAUCCACAUAUCCCCCUUUUUUAAAAAAUCACCAACGCAAAACCACACUGGAAAGGGAGAAGGUGGCUGCAGGGGCAGUUGCUUCCCAGUCCUUUUGGGAGUUUGUGACUGAAUUGAACUGUUUGCAGCCCCUCGUCCCCUUGCACGGAAAGGGGAGCAGCCGCUGCGAGCAGAGCCCGCCUGGACGUUCCCGAGGGUCCUCUGCUCAUGAGUGGCAGUUCUG